AUGAGUUCAACUCCCCCACAACAUUCCUUAUCGUCAACCACAAGUGCCAACGAUGCACUCUCAUCAUCGCCUGUUCUGCCAACUCCCUCUUCCUCCUCAUCAGCCUCUGAAGUUACAAGGCAACUCAGACGUGAGCUCGAGCAGCAAAUUUCUGAAAAGGAAAAGCAACUGCAGGAUUCCACAAGUGGUAUUGGUAGAAGCGUGCUCGCUCGACAAAUCAGUCAACUCAAAGAGCGACUUCAGGAGAUGGAUCGUCGUCAACAACAACAAGCAGCAACAUCAUCAUCACCAAGCAACAACCAUCCAGCCAUGGUUGCAUCAUCAUCAUCAUCAACAACAACACAACGACAACCAGGUUCGCCAUUAAGGCGUGCUCAAUCACCAUCCUCAGUGUCUGGAGAUGAAGAUCUUUCCCCAACCACAUUGGAAAAGCUUCAAAAGCUAGAACGUGAUAUUGGAGCAUACCGCGCCCUAUCACCCAAUCUCAGCAGUAGCCUUCGGAAAGACAAGCUACGAACUGGUUUAGAUCCACUACCAAGCCCAUCCACUUCCACAAUGCUUCCUCCUGCCCAUGGUCAUGAUUCUACUUCACUAUUGCCAUUACCUCCUCCACCAACCGGGUCAACGCCGACAAAACGCCGAUCCAAGGUGCCUAAUACAGACCGCCGCAACACCGACAUUGAGUUUGCCACUGAGAUUGGUCAAGGCUUAUUGAUGGAAGUGAGGAAAAUGCAAUCCUUGUUACAAGAAAAGGAUGAUCAGCUCAAAGCUCUUCAAGCUGCCAAGGCCGAUUUGGAGCGUGCUGCUGAAUCCAUGGCAAAGCAAUUACGACAACGUGAAGAAAAUGAAGAAAAACUGAAGGAGGAAACAUGGAAUUUGGAACUUGCCAAGCAAGAGUUGACCAUCAGUGUAUCCGAGCUUCAACAAAAUCUCAAUCGUGCCAAUGCUGAACAAAAGCGUAUGCAAGAGCAUAUGGAUGAGCUUACAGGCGAGAUUGAGCAAUUGCGUGACAGCGAGGAAAAGUUGAGAUCGAGUCUUGAGACCAUGAAGCAAAGGCAUGAGCAAGAUAUGGGUACUUUGCGACGCCAUUCAGCAGGUCUACAACGUGAAAAGGCUGAUUUCAUCAAGCAAGUCGAAGCACUUUCAUCUGAAUUGGCCAUUGCCAAGGCUCAAAGUCGCAUUGCCAAGCGUAGCCAUUCCGAUCUUACGAAGGCAUCCAAUGCUGUGGGCAUGGCAACCAAUGCAAAUCAAGCACAAAGUGAGGACACAUCCGAUGUAUCCAAGGACAAUGCCAAUUCCAGCUCCGACAAUGGAUCUCAAUCACCCAAAUCAGCUGCUGGUGCACAUCCAAGAAAUCAGGCACUUGAAGUGGAGACCUUAAAGACAUCCUUGGCGCAUGCUCAUCGUAUGGUCAGCAAUCUUCGUUCAAGUUUGCACAAGGAGAAGACUGAAAAGUUCGAGUUCAAGAAGCUUUUGAGCGAGUCACAAGAAACCAUUGAGCAGCUACAAAAUGAUCCUCGUCUUUGGGUCGAUGCUGGUUAUCCCAAAUCGGGUUCGAGUGGCGGUGGUCCUCCUGAUUCAAAUGGAUCCAAUGCACGCCGUACUCGUAAAGGCAAACGACGCGUCCCUGUUUCAAAAACGCGUGUGGCAGCAGCACGUCCUACUCGUGGUGAUGGCGACUCUGAUAUUGAUGAGCGACGCAAACGAAAGGAUUCUCAGCUCACUUCCUCUUACUCGUUGACUUCUGGUGAAAGUGAAGAAGAUGAUGAUGACUAUUAUGAUGAAGAGGAUCUUACAGGAGAAGCAGCAGCUGCUGUUGGUGGUGCCAUUGCCGGUGCAGGCUUAGCCUCCCUAGGCUCUGAAUUAUCCAAAAGUCAACAACGUGAUGAGCAAGCAACAGCACGCUCUUUGGGUGAUGAGCUUAGCGCUGCUUUUGGUAGUAGUGCUCCUGCACCAACAAAAAGUGCCGAUGCAUUCAUGCAAACGGAUGCUGUCCCUGAAAAAGAACCUGUUCAACUCCAACAAAUGUCACUUGAGAGCUUUGGUAUUAGCCCUGUGGUUGGUCAAGAGAAGCAUGUACAAUGCGAACCACCCAAGGUUGUGGAUGCUGAAACACAAUCUCACAAGCCCGAAUACGUUGACAGCAGUGCACAACAUGAAGCCAUUCCCAUGGUUGAUAGUGCUGCACAAUGCGAUGUGGCAGUAACACAAGAUCAAGGUGUUCAAAGUGAAGGUGCCAAGACCCACGACGUCUUUGUUCAAUCCGAAGCCCCUGAAUCACAUGAUGUCUUUGUUCAAUCCGAUAUCCCUGAAGCACACGAUGCCUUUGUUCAAUCCGAAGCUCCCGAAUCACACGAUGUCUUUGUUCAAUCCGAUAUCCCUGAAGCACAUGAUGCCUUUGUUCAAUCCGAUGUACCAGAAGCACACGACAUUUCAGUACAAUACGAAGCUAUUCCAGGUGUCGAUAUGAGCACUCAAAUGGAAAUGCCUGAAUACAAGGAUAUCUCCAUUCAAUCCGAACCUGCUCAAGUCAAGGAUGGCUUUACGCAAUUUGAGGCGCCUGAGAUCAUUGAUAUGGGUGUACAACAUGAAGCUGCUGAAAUGGUCGAUUCCUUUGUGCAAGCGGAACCAGCUGAUGUGAAGGAUUCCAGUACUCAAAUGGAUGGUGUGGAGGCCAAGGAUAUGCACGUGCAGCAUGAGCCUGUUUUCGAGAGCAAGGAGGCAUUUGUGCAAUGUGAUCCUGCCAAUGUCAAGGAUAGUUCAGUGCAACAUGAGCCCAUUGUUGAAGCCAAGGACAUGUUUGUGCAACAUGAGCCUGUUGUCGAAUACAAGGACAGCUCAAUGCAAUCAGAUGCUGCCAGCAUGAAAGAUUCAUCGGUGCAAUCCGAAGAGACCGUUACCAAGGAUACCGGUGUACAAUACGAAUCAGCUGACAACACCUCCGAUGCCUCUGUUCAAGUGGAUCUUUUGACAGCAAGCAGUGCAUCAGUCCCAUCAACUACAGCUACUGAUGUAGGUGCAGCAAGUGGUGCCUUUGGAUUAGGUGCAUUGGCUGCAGCUGCAUUUGGCAAGCUUGGUGGUAGUGGUGCUUCCAAGGUCAUGGAUACUCCUGCUGAUCGUGAGAUCAAAUCAUCUUCUUCUCAAGAGCGUGGGAUUAAAUCGCCUUCUCAUGAAGCAGCAGCUAGUGAGCAACUUUACAAUGCACCCGCUGAUAUGGCCGUACCUGAAAAUGCCAUUGAUGAACACUUGAAGGAUGCUUCAGCUGACGAUGUCAUUGCCAAUCAACUCAAGGAUGUGCCUGUUGUCAAGCAAAGCCUUGCUGUACCAGAACAACCUAUCGACAACAACAACAACGACGACGUUGCCAAGGAUACACAAGCUGAGGAUGUUGAUAACAACAAACCUUUGGAAGAUGUUGAACCUACCAACGCUAUGCAAGAUGAGCCUUCGAGACAUGCCAAGGAUGAGCAAGAUGAUGUUGUGAGCUCGCACCAGCAACCCCUUGCAGACUCUGCUACUGAUUUGCCAAGCCAAAACGAUGAUCAAGAUGCCAAGGUGUAUAGCAAGGCUGAGACGGAUGCACUUAUUGCUGCAGCUGUUAGUGAAGCCAUUGCCAAGGCCCAGCAGCAGCAACAACAACAACAACAAAGCAAUGGCACAGUCCCUGGUUCACGUGAAAUCCGCAACAAGCCCAGCUUAGCUGAUUUAGCAAAUGGUGCCAUCAUCCAACAACAACAGCAACAGCAAGAGAAUGAGAUUCCAGCUCGACCUGUUAGUCCACCCCCUGCUCAUCUUUUAUCACGUGUUGCACAACAAUCACCAACACCUUCAUUGUCCACUGGCUCUGUUAAUGAUAAAGGAAAGGCACCUGCUCGAAGCAUUGGAUCCAUUGGUAGUGCAUCUCAACAAUUGCAGCAGCAACAACAACAUCGUCCACCUUCUCUUGUUUCCAGUGUGUCGACAUCCGAACCACGAGCAUCGAUUGGAUCAUCAGCCUAUGAUACAACAUCGCUUCGUGCUUAUGCUGAUCCACAACAAGUGGGAUUGAUUACACAAACCAUGAUUGGUGAUUGGAUGUGGAAGUACACUCGCAAGUCUGUGGGUGCAGGUUUAUCUGAAAAUCGUCACAAGCGCUUCUUUUGGAUCCAUCCUUAUACUCGUACCUUGUACUGGAGCACACGAGCACCAGGUACUCAUGGAAAUGAGAUGAAGGCUAAAAGCGCUUUGAUUGAGGGUGUCACGGCUGAGCCGGACUAUACGCAACCUCCUUCACCUGGUGUGCCCAAUGUUAGUCUUUUGGUCAAGACCACCAACCGUGUUAUCAAGUUGACGGCUCCUACCAUGGCACGACACCAAGUAUGGCUCGAGUCGUUGAGUUAUCUAUUAUCACGCCCAAGCAAUGGUGAUGCAUCAUCGUCGCUUUUAGACAGCAUUGAUAGGAGAACCAACGGCACAGCAUCCGUAUCCAGUCACCCUAUGAUGCGUAGACAACCCAGUGUACAAAACAUGUUCCGAUCAGCAACAGCCACGCAACACCGUGAUCUUGAUGAUGACGACGAUGAUGAUUUUGAAGAUGAGGCCAUUGAAGAUGUACGCAUGUGUUGUGAUGGCAAGCAUCAUGUGUCCAAACUUCAACGAGACCAUAUCCACCAUCGACCUUAUUAUCGUAAACGACAAAGUCGGCAAGCACAGCGUGCAUCCAACAAUAACACCAUUCGCACUUCCACUUCGACUCCCAUUCACAACAACCACCAACAACAGCAACGUGCAGCAGCAUAUUAA
Lichtheimia ornata is the source of this 4782-nucleotide messenger RNA. RefSeq lists its product as uncharacterized. The transcript has 5 exons. Lineage: Eukaryota; Fungi; Mucoromycota; Mucoromycetes; Mucorales; Lichtheimiaceae. Bases 1 to 4782 code for a protein of 1593 amino acids. Gene Ontology annotation, molecular function: tubulin binding; phospholipid binding. Gene Ontology annotation, biological process: maintenance of protein location in cell cortex; microtubule cytoskeleton organization; dynein-driven meiotic oscillatory nuclear movement. The record is from RefSeq and is a predicted model, not a curated record. Gene Ontology annotation, cellular component: cell cortex; mitochondrion.